Geodia barretti is the source of this 1737-nucleotide messenger RNA. Lineage: Eukaryota; Metazoa; Porifera; Demospongiae; Tetractinellida; Geodiidae. The record is from the annotation of a GenBank genome assembly.
GUGGUCGUGGUACCAGAUCCAACAGUGCGCCUCAACACCAGCUACUACUCCGUUGGUGAAGGUGACGGGAGCAUAGAGGUGUGUGCCCAUGUCACCACCGACCAGUUUAACAACACUAUCCAAGCUGACUACGUUACAUCUGCAGGAAGUGCCUCAGAUCCAGAAGAUUAUGAUGGAGUUAGUGGAACACUGUCCUUUACAAGUGAUGCCACAGAGUCAUGUGUGACAAUAACUGUUGAGGAUGAUAGUACCAGGGAGUCUGUCCCAGAGUGCUUCACCGUUGCUCUGCUGGAUGUCACUGGGGCAGACUUUGAGGAACCCAGGAUUGCCACUGUCUGCAUUGAGGACAAUGAUGUGCUCCCAGUGACUAUUGGAAUGGAGCAGACUGAGUACACAGUAGGUGAAGUUGAUGAUUACCAGUUGGUCUGUUUUGGAGUACUUUCUGGGAAUAUUGACAGUAGAGAGAUUGUCUUUGACUACACCACAGCCAGUGGAACUGCAGAUACAAGUGAUUACUCCAGUAGAAGUGGAGAAGUAUUGAUAUCAGAGGAUGCUCCAGUGCAGUGUGUCUCCGUUCCCAUAAGGAGUGACAGCAUCACUGAGAGUGAACAGUGUUUCACCUUUGAAAUAACUGCUAGAGGUUCCACCAGUGGACUUACAGUUUCACCCUCUGGGGCAGAGAUAUGCAUCACUGACCUUAGCUCUAUACCAAUCACUAUUGGUCUGAAGAAGACGCUCUACAAUGUCAGUGAAGAUGCUGGCUCGGUUCAGGUGUGCUAUCAAGUGAUGUCUGGUAAAACAGCAACCAGGUCCAUCAGCAUGCAGCUCAGAACUGUCCAGGGAGAUGCAACAGAGGGAGAGGACUACACGUACAGCUACUCAUCAGACUCAUUAGACGACAACGACUCUUCAGACUGUGACAGUAUCCCUAUCCUGACAGACACCCUGGAUGAAGAGGAAGAGUGCUUCACUGUUAGUCUCUCUACCUCCUCGUAUUAUAAUGGACUCACUAUCAACCCACACAUUGGAACAAUCUGCAUCAAUGAUGAUGAUCCUACUCUGAUUGAGAUUGCUCUUGAGAAGACCGAGUAUACCACUCAUGACAAUGCUGAGUAUCAAGUUGUGUGUGCCAAUGUUGAGUCAGGAUCUGUUGGUGGUAGAAACAUUGAGAUUGACUACACUGUGGAAGACAAUGCUAACGCACAGACUCAGAAUGGAACUCUGCUGUUCAGUGAUGAUGCCACCAUACAAUGUGUGGCAGUGUCAGCCUCAUCUGUCAGUGCUGGCUCCACUGAUGAGUCUUGUCUCACUCUCACUCUCUCUCCCACCACCACUGUCACUGGCCUCACCAUCAGUCCUGAUGUAGCCACUGUGUGUGUCACUUCUGCAGAUGACAUACAAUUAACGAUUGGACUGGAAAAGGGUUUCUAUUCCACUGGAGAAGAUAGUGGUGAUUUGGAAGUGUGUGUCGAGGUCAAAUCAGGGGAUAUUGCUGGACGUAGCAUCUCAAUAGAAUAUACCACAUUGGAUGGAUCAGCAAAUGCUCCGGGUGAUUUUACCGAAGUCAGUGGUACACUGACAGUCACAGAGGAUGACACUGAUCAGUGUCUCACCAUCACCAUUGUCAAUGACAGUCAAGAUGAGGAUGAUAGAGAGUGCUUUGCUCUGGCCAUAUCUACUUCCAGUUCCGUGUCACUAGAAACAACCCAAGCUACAAUCUGUGUCACUGAUAAUGAC